UUUUUUUGAUUCCUUGUUUUAAUAAUGAUCUUUCAAAUUAUAUAAGAACUUCCUCUCUCCUCCAUUUUUUUAACUUUUUUUCCUUUUUUUUUCUUUCUAAUCUCUUCCCUUUCUCUUUCAUACAUUCUUUCAUUCACGCCAAAAAAACACAUUUUUUCCCCCCACCAAACGACUCGGAAUAAUCACUCAACAUGCCACCAAAAGCCGUUGCUGAAAAGAAGCCUUCCACUGGAGGCAAGGCUCCUGCCAAGACUGCUGCUUCCUCUGAGAAGAAGGAGCGCAAGCCCAAGGCCGAGGGUGGAAAGGGACGCAAGAAGUCCCGCUCUGAGACUUACUCUUCUUACAUCUACAAGGUCUUGAAGCAGGUCCACCCCGAUACCGGUAUCUCCAACAAGGCUAUGUCCAUUCUCAACUCGUUCGUCAACGAUAUCUUUGAGCGCAUUGCCGGUGAGGCUUCCAAGCUUGCUGCCUACAACAAGCGCUCCACUAUCUCUUCGCGCGAGAUUCAGACCGCUGUUCGCCUCAUCCUUCCCGGUGAACUUGCCAAGCACGCCGUCUCUGAGGGUACCAAGGCUGUUACUAAGUACACUUCCUCCAAGUAAAAAAACAGUGGGGAAAAAACGGGAUGACAUAGGUGGAGCACGGACAUGGAUUAGUACACCUAUUCCUAGUUCAUUUCCAAUCUCCAUUACUCGCUCUCCUUUGGUCUCAGCACUCGAACGAUAACCUGUUUUAUAAUUUCUCAACCAAUCCAACUGACUCUCGUUUGUUUAAUAAGUUCAAGUCAUUCAUGACGUUCAAGAGCCGUAGACCACCAGUCUUUUUUUCUUUUUCUCUAUCAAUCAACUAUUGUACAUCAUAGCCCUGUUUUUUUUGUAGAAACACAUUAAAACAAAUAACAAAAAAUGCU
Messenger RNA from Lobosporangium transversale, 910 nucleotides. Its product is annotated as histone H2B. The coding region runs from base 192 to 602 and encodes 136 amino acids. Lineage: Eukaryota; Fungi; Mortierellomycota; Mortierellomycetes; Mortierellales; Mortierellaceae. Gene Ontology annotation, cellular component: nucleosome. Gene Ontology annotation, biological process: nucleosome assembly. The record is from RefSeq and is a predicted model, not a curated record. Gene Ontology annotation, molecular function: protein heterodimerization activity; DNA binding; structural constituent of chromatin. The transcript has a single exon.